This is a messenger RNA of Salvelinus fontinalis (brook trout), 6151 nucleotides long. RefSeq names its product dual specificity tyrosine-phosphorylation-regulated kinase 1A-like. Gene Ontology annotation, molecular function: protein serine/threonine/tyrosine kinase activity; protein serine/threonine kinase activity; ATP binding. The coding region runs from base 853 to 3066 and encodes 737 amino acids. Gene Ontology annotation, biological process: peptidyl-threonine phosphorylation; positive regulation of DNA-templated transcription; protein autophosphorylation. The transcript has 12 exons. Gene Ontology annotation, cellular component: nucleus. The record is from RefSeq and is a predicted model, not a curated record. NCBI's taxonomy places the organism in Eukaryota, Metazoa, Chordata, Actinopteri, Salmoniformes, Salmonidae.
GGCCGUCGCCAUUUUGUCAGAAGGUUUUUUUGCGGAUUAUUUUCAAAUGUUCUCCCUUCCCGCCGGAAUAAUGCAAUCACUGGAUAUACCAUUGACAUUUGUGUUGAAGACAAUGCGUCGAAUGGAUCGAAUUUAGACAAUUAAGAAGCAAAUAAUUUAGCAUAGUUUAAAUAUAUUUAGGGGGAGCCGCAUUUAUAGUUGUCAGUGUCUCUGGUCUACCGGGCCGGUUCACUGCGCAGGUUUGGGACGCGCGCCAUUUUGUGAAAAUUGACAUUAAAAUUAUUGUCCAAAAUAAGUGUAUAUUUUAGGGUAUGAUAUUUGUUUCAUAUUUUGGGGGAUUUUGAUUGUUAUUCGUUAUGAUUGCCUACGUCCGUGUUUCCCGUGGUGAGCUUGCAAGAAAACGGAACAAUCUGAAUGUAACAACCUUUUAUUUAGCUAUUGAAUUCCUAGCUACAGAAUCUUGUUAGCUAACCUUAGCUAGUCAACAGCAGUAGCCACGUUCGUUUUGUCAACUAGCUAGCGAGCAUACAAGCUAGCUGGCGCUAGUCAUCAGCUGAUGCAGGUCGAAGUUGGGUGGAUAACUAAUUUUCUUGGUUCGGAACGCAUUUGAUCGUCAAGGAGUUUUACUUGGCUGGCCAGAGGGGGAUACUUUUCACCUUCGCGUUACGGGAAUUGAGUUGACUGACUGCUACCGUUAACUUAGCCGACGACUGAGGGCGGAGAAGCUCAAGCUGGAUAAGUUGCCCUAUCAUACAGGUUAUUUGACUUUAAAUGAAGAUCGUGCCAUCAGAGUGGGUUGUGGUUUGCUGUUGGACUCUCCUCCCAGGAUGAUAUGAAAUUUUACAGGAGACGAUGCAUCCAGGAGGAGAGACUUCAGCAUGCAAACUUUCGUCCGUCCGGCUUGCGCCCUCUUUUUCUUUCCACGCUGCUGGUCUUCAGAUGGCUGCUCCAAUGCCCCAUACGCACCAGCAGUACAGUGACUGCCACCAGCCAAGCACUGACCAAACUGCUGCGGUCCUACCGUACAGCGACCAGACGCAACAGCUCACUGCCAACCCGAGGCACAUGCCCCAGUGCUUUCGUGACCCUACUUUGGCUCCCCUGCGGAAGCUCUCCAUAGACCUUAUCAAAACCUAUAAACAGAUCAAUGAGGUGUAUUAUGCAAAAAAGAAGCGGCGGCACCAAACGGGUCAGGGUGAAGACUCCAGUCACAAGAAAGAGAGGAAGGUCUUCAACGAUGGCUAUGACGAUGACAACUACGAUUACAUUGUCAAGAAUGGGGAAAAGUGGAUGGACCGCUAUGAGAUUGACUCAUUGAUCGGCAAAGGGUCAUUUGGACAGGUUGUAAAAGCUUAUGACCGUGCAGAGCAGGAGUGGGUUGCCAUCAAGAUCAUCAAGAACAAAAAAGCUUUUCUCAAUCAAGCCCAGAUUGAAGUGCGUCUCCUAGAGCUCAUGAACAAACAUGACACUGAGAUGAAAUACUACAUAGUUCACCUGAAACGUCACUUCAUGUUCCGGAACCACCUCUGCCUGGUGUUUGAGAUGCUCUCAUACAACCUAUACGACCUGCUGCGGAACACCAACUUCCGUGGCGUCUCUCUCAACCUGACCAGGAAGUUUGCCCAGCAGCUUUGCACUGCGCUGCUGUUCCUGGCCACGCCUGAGCUCAGCAUCAUCCACUGUGACCUGAAGCCUGAGAACAUCCUGCUGUGCAACCCCAAGAGGAGCGCCAUCAAGAUAGUGGACUUUGGCAGCUCCUGCCAACUGGGACAGAGGAUAUACCAGUACAUCCAGAGUCGUUUUUACCGCUCCCCAGAGGUGCUGCUGGGCAUGCCCUAUGACCUGGCCAUCGACAUGUGGUCCCUGGGCUGCAUCCUGGUAGAGAUGCACACCGGAGAGCCCCUCUUCAGUGGCGCCAACGAGGUGGACCAGAUGAAUAAGAUAGUUGAAGUUCUAGGUAUCCCCCCCAAUCAUAUUAUGGACCUAGCCCCAAAAGCCAGGAAGUUCUUUGAGAAGCUAUCAGAUGGCACAUGGAGCGUUAAGAAGACCAAAGAUGGCAAAAGGUAUAAGCCUCCAGCCUCUCGAAAGCUCCACUCCAUCCUGGGUGUGGAGGCCGGGGGUCCAGGUGGCCGGCGGGCGGGGGAGUCUGGCCAUGCCGUCGCUGACUACUUGAAGUUCAAGGACCUGAUCCUGCGGAUGUUGGACUAUGACCCCAAGAGCCGCAUACAGCCCUACUACGCCCUACAGCACAGCUUCUUCAAGAAGACUGCAGACGAGGGGACCAACACGAGCAGCAGCGUGUCUACCAGCCCAGCGCUGGAGCAGUCCCAGUCCUCUGGAACCACCUCCAGCACCUCCUCCAGCUCAGGAGGAUCAUCUGGGACAAGUACCAGUGGCAGAGCAAGGUCCGACCCCACCCAUCACCACCUACACAGUGGAGGGCACUUUGGGGCAGUGCUGCCAGCCAUCGAUGGUGACACCCUCUGUCCACAGGCAAGAAAGACUUACCCUCCCCCAUUGGUGAGGGGAGGCGGCAUUGGACCAGAGCCAGUGGCCGGAGAGACCCACCCAGUCCAGGAGACCACCUUCCAUGUCCCCCCUCAGCACCCCAAGGCCCUGCACCCCCACUCCCACCCCCAUCAUCACCACGCGCAGGUGAUGGCCACAAGGCCCCGCCCACGGCAUUACACCUCCCCCACACACAGCGCCUCCACACAGGACUCCAUGGAGGUGGUGCAUGGCCAUUUGUCCAUGACCUCCCUGUCUUCCUCUGCCUCCUCUUCCUCCACAUCUUCCUCUUCCACUGGGAACCAUGGCAACCAGGCCUACCAGCUCCGCCACCUGCCCUUUGGGCACCACGGCGGGCUGAGCAUGGGGUUGGGCGCCUUCUCGAACCCCCGGCAGGAGACUGGCAUGGCCGCCCACCCCGCGUACCCCAUGGGCACAAACACUGGGCCGGCUCACUACCUACCAGAGGGCCACCUGGGCAUGAGGCAGGGCAUGGACCGGGAGGAGUCUCCCAUGACUGGAGUAUGUGUGCAGCAGAGUUCCAUGGCCAGCUCGUGACUGCACUGACAUUUGGCUGUGUGUUCCCCCUGUGCGUCAUUUUUAAGGUGGUGUUUUUUACUACAGGUGUGUCGAACUAAAGCUGCUCACGUCAGAAGGGAGAUAUCACUGAACCGCUACUACAGCGAAGAUCCUUUAAAAGAAUGUGGUUUCCGUUUUUCUUUUGCAAUCAUUACACAUAGUAAUGUUGCAAAAUAACCAUAGUAAAAUUCAAUCCAUUUCACAAAAUUCAUGUAACAAAUAACCACCAUCUGGUAUUACGUGGCAAAAUCUUCUGGUGAGCAUUGGGGAUAAAGUUGGAAGCAGUUUUACAGGUAGCUGUCAGUAAUGAAAUGCUAACACAUCCUCUUAUUUAAAACUGUGGAAUUUCUGACAUUUUUGUUCCACAGGUUGUUGAUUGUUUUACCCUUUUUAAAGUGAAUUUUCACAAAAGAGCUGCUUUUAAAACAUGUAGCUUGACCAGGAGGAAGUGUUUGCAGUGAUAUUUCGUGUUGUCUGUCGGUAUUGUGUAACUCUGUGAGAGGGGAGCACAUAGCAGUGGAGUUCCUAUAGCGUGCGCCGGCCCAGACAGUGGAGGGGAUACCCUGCAGGUGGAAGAUGUUGGGAGGUUCUGAGGGGAGCGCUGCCCCCAUUAAGUUCAGGGGCCUGGUGAGCUGGGCCCGGCCUGGCACCGAUGAGAGAUUGGCUCUGGAGAAGAAAAGGAUCCGGCCCAGCGCGGGGAAGACUGGUUCAGUCAGUGGCUGGUUCUCAGAUAACCCUUUGGCCUUACGACUCAUGGACUUGGAAUGGGACGGAGCUGGACAUUAUCAUUUGAAUUAACAUGGCUUUCCUCUAUUUUUUUCUCUCUAGACAGCCCUUAAUUCUUUAAGGAGAAUAAACAUCAUAGAAAAAGGUAAUUUAAGAAUGAUUUCUGAGGCCUUUCUCUACAAAGAUUUUUCAUGAAUGGGGCCCCACAUUACAGGGUCUUAUUGUACACACCAAUCUCCUAAACAUUACUUCCUUAAAAUCUUGUUCACAGAUUAAGGAUUUCACAGUGGAAAGAACUAUCUUUUCCAGAGUCCCUUUGCUUACCCCCCCCAAAUCUGCAUGUAGUUCUUCAUCUGAACACCUGCACAAAUUCUCCAUCUUAAACGGAAACUGAAAAGAAAAAAAACGAGUUAAGUGACUGCCUUUUUUCCUCCUCAAAUUAUGCUGUGAAUUUUACAAUAAUUUAUUUUCCCUUUGGAUAUUUUUUAUACCAAAGCAGUUGUUUUUAAAGCAUAUUAGGUGUCUGUAACCAAUAAUGUAGCAGUUCACCACUUUUGACUCCGUUUAUCAAGAUCUUAUUUUAACGUCAAUACAAAACAGCAGCAAUAUAUUGCUCUAGCAAAACGGGAACCCGUUGUUGAACUUAGCUGCCGUAUAUUUUAACAGUUAAGGUUGCAAUGUUUUACCAAACCUGUUUCCAUAUUAUUUGGUUGAUUAAUUUGUGGAGUCUCUCUUUUAACCUUAGUAUGUUUAGCGACAUUGGUAGUUACUCUGCAGGCUCCAGAGUAGCAGAAUUAAAAGCUCAUGGUUCAAUGGAGACAACUGCAUUCUAUUUCUGCAUUUUCACCCACGUAUACCAAUUAUUAUUUUUACCUUUAUUUAACUAGGCAAGUCAUUUAAGAACAAAUUCUUAUUUUCAAUGACGGCCUAGGAACAGUGGGUUAACUGCCUAUUCGUUAAGGGUUUCGCUGCCUUUCAUACAUAAUUUGGUCGACAUGCUAGCUACUGCCAUAACUCAAGACUAUUUUAGUUUCAUUACCCUGGCAGUGUACAGACAAUUGUUUCAAAAUUAUUUGGCAGGGCACCUUGUGAGCCUGGUCCUAUUCAAAUGGAAAGGGUACCAGUCAGCCCUCUUGCUAAUGUCCUGAGGAUGGUGCUCAACUUAGGCAGACAUGCAUGUCCGUAGAACUCGACAGUAAAUAAAAUACAUGUUUCAUUCAGUUUAUUUUAUAUCAGGGAUUUAAGUGCUUAUUUUUUUUAAUGCUUUUUUUUUUUUGGUCAUCUCCGGAAAAGUAACAAGACCAAAGUCCUGCUCAUAACAGCCUUCUUAGUUAAACACACACAGACUGCAGGACACCAUUCUAUUGUCAUCAUAAUUCAGGGGAGAGACCAUCACAAGGACAAAUCAUGUUUGGUAUAACCACAAACUCAAAUGCAAAGCUACCUGUAAUGAUAUUUUGAUUUUAUCUAAAUGUUAAAAUUUUAAUCACAAUCAUUUUUCAUACCCCUCAUGAUUUUUGAGAUUCAGAAAGUAACAGUGGUUUUGCUGGCACUCAUACUGGUACUAAACAUUCCAAAAUAAAGGUUUAAAAAAAAUAUUUAAAAAAAAUUACUUGAGUGACUCUUAAGUGUGAGCCUGUUUCAGAUCAUGCUGAAUGACCUUUGAUCUAGAGCAGUUGUCAUGACAUGCAGCCCCUUUUUAAUAGUUGAAAUAGAAUUUAUGUAUAUAUUUAUAUUUUUUAAUAAAGGAAGUAUAGAACUCACUACCUUGCUCCUGCUGGUAUGAUGAUUGUUUGUCAAUUUGGUGACCAUUCAGUGGCAAGAUCUCAGUUUUCUUAGUCAGUGGUGUAUCAUGGUCUCUGGUCAGAGGUACUUGACUACAUCAGGACAACACUAUGAGGUAGGGUUUGAAUCAAACAGGGAAAGCUAUAUCUUCAAACCUUAAUUUUCACAGGGUAUAUUGUAAGUGCAUGUACAUCCACAAACCUUACAUUUUGGUUGUAUGAGAAGCACAUGGUGGGGAAAAAAUGGUUCCAUUUUCAAUAAGGCUGUUAUGUUUGGGUUUCACACAUUUGAGUACUUGUUGACAUCCCUCACCCUACAGAAAGAAGCGCAAGUCCUCUGAUUUCAUUUGAAUACCUUUUCCUUCAAUUUUUAUUUUAUCAAAUUUUUUGUACAUGCAACAUGCACUAUAAAACUGAACAGCAUGGGGAAAAGGAUAAGUCCAUGUAUCCACAGAUUGUAAGAUCUAGUCAAGACUUUGCUGUGUAUAUGACAAUGCCCUUUGUAUUAUAUUAAGACAGUCUUAUGUAUGAUAUAUAAAAAGAAGUUAAUUGAA